AUGGUGAGGGACAGGCAGUGGUUGAAGAAGACCAGCCGGAGCUUGAUCUGCUCACGGAUCGUGCAGGCGGAAAACGCGGAGACGUCUCUGACCAUGGUAGGCCACCAAAAGCGUUGUCGCACAAAGGCCAGGGUCCGACGGGGACCCGAGUGGCAGGUAAGUCUGGAGGAGCAGACGGCGUCAGGCACAAACAUCCGGUUAUCUGACGAGGAUGUCCAGCGUGGAGAACACGGUGGUUCCUUGGAGCGGCUCGAAAGCCAAGGAGAUGAGGAGUGCCAGGUGCCCCUGCUGGAGAAUAAUUCCUCCCACUCCCGCAUGGAGCCCCGCCCCCACAAUGACUCAUACCUGCUCAGACACCAACCCCCCUCCUCCGGAGCUCCUAACCACCUCGGUGGGUCCACCCUGCGACCCCCCCUGCCUCCCACCCACAACCACCAGACCCUUUCCCACCACCACCACCACUCCUCAGCCAACAGCCUGAACAGGAACACCCUGAGAGGGGGUAGGAACCCCAUCCAUGCCCCCCCUCCAGUACCAGGGGAUGGACCCACCUCACCAGAGUCUGUACAGCUACAGGACAGCUGGGUACUGAAUAGUAACGUCCCACUGGAAACCAGGCACUUCCUGUUUAAGACGUCGUCGGGGACGACCCCUCUCUUCAGUAGCUCCUCCCCCGGUUACCCUCUGACCUCUGGGACUGUCUACUCUCCGCCCCCUCGCCUAUUACCCAGAAACACCUUCUCCCGCUCUGCCUUCAAGCUCAAUAAGCCGUCUAAGUACUGCAGCUGGAAAUGUGCUGCCGUGUCGGCCAUUACUACAGCCAGCCUGCUGGCUAUACUACUGUCUUACUUUAUAGCCAUUAACCUGUUGGAUCUGACAUGGCAACUGCAGCCCUCUGAAGGCCCUGUGUUGAACAACGGUCUGAGUACUGCAGGUCUAGCUGUCAACAGUGAUGUGGCCACACUGCCCUCUGGAGGCAAAGCUCCAUGGCAAGGUCCUAACAGCAGUAUAGACAGUGGGGAUGUGGAGGUGGGGAGGAGGGUGAGUCAGGAGAUUCCUCCUGGGAUGUUCUGGAGGUCUCUGCUUCACCUGGCCCAACCACAGUUCCUCAAGUUCAACAUCUCCCUGGGGAAAGAUGCUCUGUUCGGGGUCUACAUCCGCAAGGGCCUGCCCCCCUCACACGCACAGUAUGACUACAUGGAGCGCUUGGACGGGAAAGAGAAGUGGAGUGUUGUCGAGUCUCCUCGAGAACGCCGCAGCAUCCAGACUGUGGUUCUAAACGAAGCAGUGUUUGUUCAGUACCUGGACCUGGGAGCAUGGCAUCUAGCCUUCUACAAUGACGGACGAGAAAGAGAGACUGUCUCCUUCAACACUGCUAUAAUGGACUCAGUACAGGAGUGUCCCCGUAAUUGUCAUGGCAACGGAGAGUGUGUGUCUGGUGUGUGCCACUGCUUCCCUGGGUUCCAUGGCAUGGACUGCUCCAAAGAGGCGUGUCCAGUGCUGUGUAGUGGUAAUGGUCAGUAUGAUAAGGGAUCCUGUAUCUGCUACAGUGGAUGGAAGGGAGCAGAGUGUGCCGUCCCCACCACCCACUGCAUUGACCCUCUCUGUAGUGGACAUGGGUCCUGCACUGACGGGACCUGUGUCUGCUCCCUGGGGUACAAGGGAGACAACUGUGCCAAAGUGGACUGCCUGGACCCGACCUGUUCUAAUAACGGUAUCUGUGUGAACGGGGAGUGCCACUGUAAACCCGGCUGGGGCGGCCCACACUGUGAGCUGCAGCGGACACAGUGCCCAGACCAAUGCCAUGGCCACGGUGCAUUCAUACCAGACACUGGCCUCUGUAGCUGUGACCCCAACUGGAUGGGACCAGACUGCUCAGUAGAAGUGUGUUCUAUGGACUGCGGGACCCACGGUGUGUGUUUGGGCGCAGCGUGUCAUUGUGAGGAGGGCUGGACGGGUACCGGGUGUGACCAGCGAGUGUGUAAUCCACUGUGUAUCAAACAUGGAACCUGCAAAGACGGCAAGUGCCAGUGUCACCAGGGCUGGAAUGGAGAACACUGCACCAUCGAUGGCUGUCCUAACCUGUGUAAUGGUAAUGGUCAGUGUACCAUAGGGGAACAGAGCUGGCACUGUGAAUGCCAGACAGGCUGGAGGGGUGCCGGAUGCAGCGUUGCCAUGGAGACCUCCUGUGCCGACAACACGGACAAUGAAGGGGAUGGUCUGACGGACUGUAUGGAUCCAGACUGUUGUAUCCAGAGCCCGUGUCAGAACAGCCCUCUGUGUCGGGGCUCCAGAGACCCCCUCCAGGUGAUCCAGCAGAGCCCCCUGUCUCUGUCCCAACCCCGGGUAGGAUCCUUCUAUGACAGGGUCAUGAUGCUGGUGGGACGGGACAGCACACACAUCAUACCUGGGGAAAACCCAUUCAAUGCCAGCUUGGCGUCUCUGAUCCGAGGUCAGGUGUUAACUACAGAUGGUACUCCCCUGGUGGGAGUCAAUGUUUCCUUUGUCAGAUAUCCACACUAUGGAUAUACUCUCACACGCCAGGACGGAACGUUUGACCUUCUAGCAAACGGCGGCGCCUCGUUGACCCUGAGGUUUGAGCGCGCUCCGUUCAUCACGCAGGACCGCACGGUGUGGUUACCAUGGAGUCGUUUCUACGUCAUGGAUACGCUGGUGAUGAAGACUGAGGAGAACACCAUCCCAGGAUGUGACCUCAGCGGCUUCCUCCGACCUGACCCCGUGGUCAUCACCUCAUCUCUGUCAUCACUCUUCUCCUCUAGACCCAGGGACAAGCCCAUCAUACCUGAGACACAGGUGCUCCACGAGAUGAUAGAUGUUCCAGGGACCAGUCUGAAGCUGUGCUACCUGAGCUCCAGGACGUCUGGCUACCGCAGCCUGCUGAAGGUGACCAUGACCCCAGCCAUGGUGUUUCUGGGCCUGCUCAAAGUCCACCUGAUGGUAGCUGUGGAGGGACAUCUCUUCCAGAAGUGGUUCCACGCCUCGUCCAACCUGGCCUACACGUACAUUUGGGAUAAAACAGAUGCCUAUGGACAGAGAGUCUACGGGCUGUCGGAAGCUGUCGUGUCAGUGGGGUAUGAAUAUGAGUCGUGUGCCAGUCUGAUCCUAUGGGAGAAGAGGACAGCAGUACUACAGGGCUUUGAACUGGACCCUUCUAAUCUGGGAGGCUGGUCUCUGGAUAAACACCAUAUACUCAACACACGCAGCAGUAUUCUCCAUAAAGGUAGUGGUGAGAACGUGUUUGUGUCACAGCAGCCCCCUGUGAUCAGCAGUGUAAUGGGGAACGGACGUCGACGCUCUAUCUCCUGCCCCAGCUGUAACGGCCUCGCCGACAGCAACAAGCUACUGGCACCCGUAGCCCUGGCAAUAGGCAUCGACGGGAGCCUCUACGUGGGAGACCUGAACUUCAUACGCAGGGUCUACCCCUCGCUCAAUACCACGGGCAUACUGGAACUGAGGAACAAAGAUUUCAGACACAGUAACAACCCCACUCAUAAGUACUUCCUGGCCAUUGACCCGGUAACAGGAGCGUUGUUUAUCUCGGAUACCAAUUCGCGGCGUAUCUACCGUGUGCGCUCUCUGACGGGCGGGCGGCUUCUGUCGGACAAUGCAGAGGUGGUAGCUGGGACAGGAGAGCAGUGUCUGCCCUUCGACGAGCGCUGUGGGGAUGGAGGCAAAGCUACUGAGGCGACACUGAUGAGCCCCAAAGGUAUUGCUGUGGAUCAGAAUGGUCUGAUGUAUUUUGUGGACGCCACUAUGAUCCGUAAGGUUGACCAAAACGGCAUCAUCUCCACUCUACUGGGCGCCAACGACCUGACUGCAGUACGACCACUCAGCUGUGACGCUAGCAUGGACGUCAGCCAGGUGCGUCUGGAGUGGCCUACAGACCUGGCAGUAAACCCCAUGGAUAACUCUCUGUACGUCCUGGAGAACAACGUUGUGCUGCGCAUCACUGAGAACCACCAAGUGAGCGUCAUAGCAGGGCGGCCCAUGCAUUGUCAGGUUCCAGGUGUAGACUACAGCCUGAGUAAGCUUGCCAUCCAUGCUGCAUUGGAGAGUGCGACAGCCAUCGCCCUGUCUUACACCGGAGUUCUCUACAUCGCUGAGACGGACGAGAAGAAAAUCAACCGCGUCAGACAGGUAUCCACUAAUGGUGAGAUGUCUCUGCUGGCCGGCGCCACAUCAGACUGCGACUGCAAGAAUGAUGUCAACUGCAACUGUUUCUAUGGCGACGAUGGCUACGCGCCCGACUCCGGCCUCAACUCCCCCGCCUCGCUCGCCGUCUCACCCGACGGAACGCUUUUCAUCGCCGAUCUUAACAACAUACGCAUCAGAGCCGUACGAGCCAAUCGACCCGGCCCGUCAGCCUCGGGGGCGGGAUCCGGAUCGAUGAUGGGACAAUAUGAAGUUGCGUCGCCACGAGAACAGGAGCUCUAUGUGUUCAACGGUGACGGUCAACAUCUACAGACCGUGAGUCUGGUCACGGGAGAACCAUUAUAUAACUUCACCUACGGGCCGGACAGAGAGCUCGCCACGGUGGUGGACAACUGCAACAACACUCUCAGGGUGAGAAGGGAGGGUCUGGGCCAGGGGGGGAGUUCUGGCCUCCUCAGACUGGUGUUACUGCCAGAGAACCAGGUGGUGACCCUGGGUUUGGACCCUGCUGGGGGGUUGAGGAGUGUCUCAGCCCAGGGACAGGAGGUGGCCCUACUGGGGUACUCUGGGAGUACAGGACUACUGGCCACCAAGGCUGACGAGACCGGAUGGACCACCUUCUACCAGUAUGACAGUGAGGGUCGUCUGACCAAUGUAACCUAUCCUACUGGCAUGGUGACCAGUCUGCACCGGGAGAUAGAACGUUCCAUCAACAUUGACAUAGAGAGCUCCAGCAGAGACGAUGACGUCACCGUUAUCACCAACCUGUCCUCUGUGGAGGCCUCAUACACCGUGGUGCAAGACCAGGUGAGGAACAGCUACCAACUGUGUAACAACGGCACCCUGCGGGUGAUGUAUGCCAAUGGGAUGGGCAUCAGCUUCCACACUGAGCCCCACAUCCUGGCCGGGUCGGUCAGUCCUACAAUCGGCCGUAGGAACAUCACACUACCCACAGACAACGGACUCAACUCCAUCGAGUGGCGGCUCCGCAAGGAACAGACCAAGGGGAAGGUCACUGUUUUUGGCAGGAAGCUGAGGGCACAUGGCCGUAACCUCCUCUCCAUCGACUUUGACCGCAACACUCGGACGGAGAAGAUCUAUGACGACCACCGCAAGUUCACGCUCCGCAUCAUGUACGACACGCAGGGCCGUCCCGCCAUGUGGUUGCCUAGCAGCAGCCUGGCAGUGGUGAACGUGUCGUAUUCGACCACGGGUCAGCUGGUGGGGCUGCAGAGGGGCAGUAUGAGCGAGAAGACAGAGUUUGACCCUCAGGGACGUAUUCUGUCACGGUCGUUCAUAGACGGCAAGGUGUGGAGCUAUAGUUAUCUGGAUAAGUCCAUGGUCCUUCUCCUACAGAGCCAGAGACAGUACAUAUUUGAGUUUGACACCUCGGGGCGCAUCACAGCCGUCACCAUGCCUAGUGUAGCCCGCCACACCAUGUUCACCCACGUCUCUAUCGGUUACAUCCGCAACACCUACAACCCUCCAGAGAGCAACGCCUCCAUCAUCCACGACUUCACCGAAGACGGCCGCCCUAAGGCCACCCACUACCUCGGCACCGGUCGACGUGUCCUCUACAAGUAUGGCAAGCUGGCCAAGCUAGCUGAGAUCCUCUACGACAGCACCACGGUGACGUUCGGUUAUGACGAGACGGCUGGGGUUCUGAAGAUGGUAAACUUACAGAGCGGCGGGUUCUCCUGUACGAUACGUUACCGUAAGAUGGGUCCGUUGAUUGACAAGCAGAUCUACCGGUUCAGUGAGGAGGGGAUGGUGAAUGCUAGGUUUGACUACACGUACCACGACAACAGCUUCCGUAUCGCAAGUAUGAAGCCAGUCAUCAGUGAGACUCCCCUGCCUGUGGACCUCUACCGCUAUGACGAGAUCUCUGGAAAGGUGGAACACUUUGGGAAGUUUGGCGUGAUCUACUAUGACAUCAACCAGAUCAUAACCACGGCUGUGAUGACCCUCAGCAAGCACUUCGACACCCACGGGCGCAUCAAAGAGGUGCAGUACGAGAUCUUCAGGUCCCUGAUGUACUGGAUGACGGUGCAGUACGACAGUAUGGGACGCGUGGUGAAGAGAGAGCUGAAGAUAGGACCAUACGCCAACACAACACAGUACCGCUAUGAGUAUGACGGGGACGGACAGCUCAGCGGGGUGAAGGUGAAUGACUGGUCCACGUGGCGCUACAGCUACGACCUGAACGGUAACCUGCACCUCCUCAACCCUGGGAACAGUGCCCGCCUCACGCCGCUCCGCUACGACCUCCGAGACCGCAUCACGCGCCUGGGCGACGUGCAGUACCAUGUGGAUGAGGAUGGCUUCCUGAGCCAGCGAGGCUCGGAUGUCUUUGACUACAACUCCAAGGGCCAGCUCCUCAGAGCAUAUAGCAAGCUCCCGGGAGGCUGGAGCGUCCAGUACCGCUAUGACGGACUGGGAAGGAGAGUGUCCACUAGGACCAGUCUGGGACAACACCUCCAGUUCUUCUACGCUGAUCUGAACCACCCGGCAAGAGUCACACAUAUAUUUAACCACUCCAGCUCAGAUAUCGCUUCACUGUACUAUGACUUGCAGGGUCAUCUGUUUGCUAUGGAGGUGAGUAGUGGAGAGGAGUAUUACAUCGCCUCAGACAACACCGGAACACCACUGGCUGUCUUCAGCAGCAACGGACAGAUGAUCAAACAGGUACAGUACACAGCGUACGGAGAGGUGUACCUGGACUCUAACCCAGAGUUCCAGCUGGUGGUUGGGUUCCAUGGGGGUCUCUAUGACACCCUGACCAAUCUGGUCCACUUCACCCAGAGGGACUAUGACGUCCUGGCAGGCCGCUGGACCUCACCAGACUAUGCCAGCUGGCCCAAGAUCGGCAAGGACCCUGCACCCUUCAACCUGUAUAUGUUCAAGAACAACAACCCCCUCAGCGACGUGUUGGACAUCAAGAACUACGUCACAGACGUGAAGAGUUGGCUGGUGAUGUUUGGUUUCCAGCUCAGUAACAUCAUUCCAGGGUUCCCCCGUCACACCCUCUACUUCGUGGAGCCUCCCUACGAGCUGCAGGCCAGCAAGGACUGUGAAAACGGACAGCUGAUAACGGGGGUGCAGCAGGCAGCGGAACGCCACAACCAGGCCUUCAUGGCCCUGGAGGGACGGCUCCUUAACAAGGACCCCCGCGACCGCCGCGACAAGCCUGGACACUGGUUCGGCACAUCAACGCCCAUCAUCGGCCGGGGAGUGAUGCUAGCGCUGAAGGAAGGACGUGUGGUGGCGGCAGUUAGCUCCAUGGCAACCGACGACAGCCGGAAAGUGUCCUUAGUCCUCAAUGGCGCCAUCUACCUGGAUGGAACGCACUACACGCAGGCCGGACAUGACUGUCACUUCUUCGUUAAAGUCGGUUCGGCCGAUAGUGAUUUACUGGCGCUGGGGCUGACCAACGGACGCAAGGCGCUGGAGAGCGGGAUCAACGUGACUGUGAGCGGGAGGUCGCGGCGCGGCGCCACAGUGGAGUUUGCGGUGCCGUCGUUAGCCCUCAGCGUGCGGUAUGGGCUAGCUCUGGACGUGGUGGAUGAGGAGAGGGUGAGGCUGCUGGAACUAGCCCGGCAGAGGGCCCUGGCUGGGGCCUGGCUGAGGGAGCGGCAGAGGGCCAAGGAUGGGAAGGAGGGGAGCCGGCUGUGGACGGAGGGAGAGAAGCAGCAGCUGCAGACCGCGGGGAGGGUACAAGGGUAUGAUGGGUAUUAUGUUUUACCCGUGGAACAGUACCCAGAACUGGCUGACAGCAGCACCAACAUCCAGUUCCUGAGACAGAACGAGAUGGGCAAGAGGUAA
Oncorhynchus keta (chum salmon) is the source of this 7995-nucleotide messenger RNA. RefSeq names its product teneurin-2-like. Gene Ontology annotation, molecular function: cell adhesion molecule binding; protein heterodimerization activity; protein homodimerization activity. Gene Ontology annotation, biological process: heterophilic cell-cell adhesion; neuron development; signal transduction. Bases 1 to 7995 code for a protein of 2664 amino acids. NCBI's taxonomy places the organism in Eukaryota, Metazoa, Chordata, Actinopteri, Salmoniformes, Salmonidae. Gene Ontology annotation, cellular component: neuron projection; membrane. The transcript has 34 exons. The record is from RefSeq and is a predicted model, not a curated record.